Arctia plantaginis is the source of this 315-nucleotide messenger RNA. Lineage: Eukaryota; Metazoa; Arthropoda; Insecta; Lepidoptera; Erebidae. The record is from the annotation of a GenBank genome assembly.
AUGUACAUUACAGAUGAAGCUCUAACUUGCAACGUGUGCGACAGAUCAUUUCCAACGCGUCGCCUUCUUGGAGAUCAUCAACAAAAGAAACGACAUUUCGGGGAAGUCGACAGUGAGACAAAUCCGUCAGUCAAAAAAAAAGCGUUGAAAACAAACCGAUGCAGCGCUUGUGAUAGCCUGUUCCCCUCACUGAUGGCACUAGAGCACCACAAGGAGGAGUUCCAGCACUGGAGCGACUCUUCGUACUGCUCACAUUCGGAAUCUGACGACAGUGACCUCGAGACCUGUCACGAGGACAAGCAUAGACUACUCUAA